AGUUCACCAGAAACUUGUGUGGGCGAAGGGGAAAUACGCACAGAAGAUAAUGAAGCCCGGCUGUCCCUUCUUCUCUUCUUUGGCUUUGAAGUAAGUCUGUGAAAAGUUCGCCGUUCAAUGUGAUUUGGCUGUCCCCACCAUGUCCAAACGUGGGUCAUCCAAGCAUUCAAGGCACGGGGCGUUCCCGAGCCUGUGUGACCCCCCUCAGGGUCCUGGUAUCCAUGUUUACAUGUUCUGGUCAAAGGAAGGGGAAAGAUAUUUGUCCCAUACAGAUGGAGAAGUCACAGCAGAAGACCUGUGCAUCUCAGCUGCGGAGGCUGUAGGUAUAACUCCUCUAUGCCAUGUGUUGUUUGCGCUGUACAAUCCACAAUCAAGCUGCUGGUACAGUCCAAACCACACGUUUACUCCAGAGAACUCCAGCCUUGUACUUCACUACUGUAUGAGGUUCUACUUUCGGAACUGGCACGGACUCAGUGGGAAGGAGCCGAGUGUUUACCGUUAUGCUCUCAGAUCUGGGGCGGUUCAGGGGGGUUCUCCCUUGCUUGAAAUCGCAUCCUUACAAUACCUGUUCUCCCAGGCUAAAUAUGAAUUUGUGAACGAAGUGGUGCAGGUGGAAGACGUGGACUCAGAGGAGAAGUUAAAUCGCUUUGAAAAUGAGAGCUUGGGGAUGGCUGUGCUUCAACUCUCACAUCAGGCAAUGCAAACAGGCUGCUCCUUGCAAGAUGUUACCCAAAAAAUCAGCUUCCUACGAUGCAUUCCAAGAUCUUUCGCCAAACACAUUUCCAGAGUCAACUUCCUGACGAAAAUCAGGAUCCGUCGGGUGUUUGCAGAGUUUGUGCGGACCUUCCAGCAGCACACUGUUGAUAAGGGGAGACUGGGCGCACAGGAAAUCAUGUACAAGUACAUCUCUACUCUUGAACACUUGUCACCGAGUUUUGGAACAGAAACCUUCUCUGUAUCCCAGCUGGAGCUUCGAAAGGACGGGGAUGGAAGCAGCUCUUUCUCCAACACCACCCAAACAGAGGGUGCCUCAAAAGGCAGCUUUAUAGAUCCCGCCACACACGAGAUAAUGGUGUCAGGCACCAUGGGGAUUCAGUGGAGGAAAGUGUCUGGUCAGAAGGCACUGGCAAACACUUACCUCAGAAAUGACUACAUGAAGAAAACAAAACAGUCCGACCAACCGAACGCAAACACUCCCAACGAAUGGACGUCCUUCUGUGAUUUCGCUGAAAUUACGCACAUAGCCCUCACUGGAGAUAAUGUGUGCAUUAGCACUCAGGACAACCACUGCAUGGAGGUUCAGAUGAACUCCAGCCAGGAGGCCCGUUCCUUCAUCUCCCUGCUAGAUGGAUACAACCGGCUGACUGCAUUCGCCCACCACUUUCUUUGUCAUGAAGUGGCUCCCCCAAGGGUAGUGCUGAGUGUAGCAAAUGGACUGCAUGGACCUAUGCAUGAUGAUUUUGUGCUGCUGAAGCUGAAAAAGGAGGCAGAGGAGGGAGCUUUCCUGGUACGCUGGAGUGCCCUCGACUAUCACCGCAUCAUCCUAGCUGUCAUGAAAAAAAAUGAGAAUGGAUCAAGGCCAAACCACAAGCAGUUUCGGAUUCAGCUCAAGGGUUCCAAGUUCUGUCUGGAGGGCUGGGAUCGAGAGUUCUCCAGUAUGAAGGAGCUCACAGAAAGCCUCAAGACCUUUGUGCUCCAGUCUGGUUCGGACAGCUUUACUGUCAAGAAAUGCUGUUUUCCAAAACAAGCAGAGCUCUCCAACCUUCUGGUGAUGAGGCAAGGUGCUCGCACGGAGUCCUUGUUCCUGAACACAACUCAGCUGCGCUUCCACCAGAUCAAGGACAGAGAGCUCGUACAGGAACAACAUUUGGGCCGCGGGACAAGAACUAACAUCUACUCAGGACGUCUGCUGGUGCGAGGCGGGGGGGGAAAUGAUGAGGAUGACGAGUUCAACAACAACUUUGCUGACCGCAAAGGAAUCCCUGUGGUUCUCAAGAUUCUGGACCAAAGUGAUAAAGAUAUCGAUAUAGGUUUUUUAGAAACUGCGAGUCUCAUGAGCCAGGUGUCCCACAGUCACCUGGUGUUUGUACAUGGCGUGUCAGUCAAAGGAUCUGAAAAUAUCAUGGUGGAAGAAUUUGUGGAGUUUGGGCCUUUGGAUGUUUUCCUUCGAAAGGAAAAGGCCUCUGUGACUCCUCAGUGGAAAUUCAUUGUUGCAAAACAGCUUGCCAUUGCCCUCAAUUAUCUUGAGACCAAACGGCUGUUCCAUGGAAACGUCUGUGCUAAGAACAUUCUGGUGGCAAGGCGAGGUCUCGAGCUUGGCACCUCUCCUUUUGUCAAGCUGAGCGACCCAGGAAUUGCCCUGAGUGUCCUUUCAAGGGAAGAGCGUCUUGAGCGUAUCCCCUGGAUUGCCCCCGAGUGUGUGGAAAGCGGCGCACCCAUUGGAAAUGUUGCUGACCAGUGGAGCUUUGGCGUUACCUUGCUGGAAAUCUGCAACAACGGCGAUCUUCCAAUGAGUGGCAGCACAUUGUCCGAGAAAGAACGCUUUUAUCAACAAAAGGGCCGUUUAGCAGAACCAUCCUCCCAGGAACUGGCUCGCUUCAUCAGCAUGUGUAUGACCUACGAGCCAAUGGAGAGGCCUUCGUUCCUCACUGUGCUCAGAGAGCUCACAGACAUCAUAAUCAAAAAUCCGGAUAUAUCCCCCAGUGAAACUCUCCCUGACUCAGACCCGAGCGUGUUCCACAAACGCUACCUGAAAAAGAUGAGGGACUUGGGAGAGGGACAUUUUGGGAAGGUGACUCUCUACCAGUACGACCCGGCCAAUGAUGGGACAGGAGAGCGCGUGGCCGUGAAGGCUCUGAAACAAGAGAACAGUCAAGUGCUUGAAGGCUGGAUGAAGGAGAUCGACAUCCUCAAGUCCCUCUAUCACAGCAACAUUGUCAAGUACAAAGGCUGUUGUACUGAACUCGGAGGACAGGUGGUGCAGCUUAUAAUGGAGUACCUUCCUCUGGGGAGCCUGAAGGAGUACCUUCCCAAAUGUAAUCUGGGAAGGCCUCACUCCCUUAUGUUCGCUCAUCAGAUCUGCCAGGGUAUGGAGUACUUGCACUCCAAACGAUACAUCCAUCGAGACCUCGCUGCCCGAAAUGUCUUAGUGGAAAAUGAGAGUUUGGUGAAGAUUGGAGACUUUGGCCUGACCAAAUACAUCCCUGAAGGCGAUAUCUACUAUCGUGUCCGUGAGGAAGGGGACAGUCCCGUGUUCUGGUAUGCCCUUGAGUGCUUGAAGGAAAAUAAAUUCUCUUUUGCGUCAGAUGUUUGGUCCUUUGGCGUUACGUUGUAUGAGAUCCUGACCUGCUGUGUACAUCGCCAAAGCCCGCAGGAGAAGUUCAGGGAAAUGACGCAAGACACCCGGGAACAGAUGACUGUGGUGGUGCUCAUAAAGCUGUUGGAGAAGCAGCACCGAUUGCCUGCCCCCAAAAACUGUCCACAUGAGGUGAAGAUUUUAAUGGAGCAGUGUUGGGCUGCAGACUCAGCACAACGGCCAUCAUUCAAAACCCUCAUCGAAAAGUUUGAGGCCAUUCGCCAAACAUACUGGCAUUCCAAUAUAAAGCUUUCCUCGGCCCAGAUUAGCUGAACAGGACUCUGAAGAACCAGCCUGUCCACAUGGCAUCCCUCUGCCACCAUAGCCACAUUACAGGCUAACCAGUUGUGUUUCCGCUGUGCAAUGCCUGCUGCCUUCAUUUACAUAGAUAUCUUUACAUUUAUUUUU
Notothenia coriiceps (black rockcod) is the source of this 3763-nucleotide messenger RNA. It is a transcript of the gene tyk2, whose product is annotated as tyrosine kinase 2. Gene Ontology annotation, biological process: protein phosphorylation; cell differentiation; growth hormone receptor signaling pathway via JAK-STAT. Gene Ontology annotation, molecular function: ATP binding; growth hormone receptor binding; non-membrane spanning protein tyrosine kinase activity. Bases 140 to 3628 code for a protein of 1162 amino acids. Gene Ontology annotation, cellular component: cytoskeleton; membrane; cytosol. The record is from RefSeq and is a predicted model, not a curated record. The transcript is spliced from 24 exons. Lineage: Eukaryota; Metazoa; Chordata; Actinopteri; Perciformes; Nototheniidae.